Messenger RNA from Lynx canadensis (Canada lynx), 3799 nucleotides. It is a transcript of the gene COG5, whose product is annotated as component of oligomeric golgi complex 5. The record is from RefSeq and is a predicted model, not a curated record. Bases 19 to 2511 code for a protein of 830 amino acids. Gene Ontology annotation, biological process: intra-Golgi vesicle-mediated transport. Lineage: Eukaryota; Metazoa; Chordata; Mammalia; Carnivora; Felidae. The transcript is spliced from 22 exons. Gene Ontology annotation, cellular component: COG complex.
ACCCCGGCACCUGCCAACAUGGAAGGUGGUGACGGCGGCGUCGCUGUGGCUGGCCAAGGGGUUCUGAGCUCUGGGGCGGCGGCAGCGACAGUCCGGGAGCUUUUGCAGGACGAGUGUUACAGUGAUUUUUUAAAUGAAGACUUUGAUGUGAAGACUUAUACUUCCCAGUCUAUUCAUCAAGCUGUAAUUGCAGAACAACUAGCAAAACUUGCCCAAGGAAUCAGUCAGUUGGAUAAAGAACUACACUUACAGGUUGUUGCAAGACAUGAAGAUUUAUUAGCACAAGCAACUGGGAUUGAGUCUUUGGAAGGCGUUCUUCAGAUGAUGCAGACAAGAAUUGGCGCUUUACAGGGAGCUGUUGAUAGGAUGAAAGCAAAAAUUGUGGAGCCGUACAAUAAAAUAGUAGCCCGCACUGCACAACUUGCAAGACUUCAGGUUGCCUGUGAUUUGCUUCGGAGAAUAGUUCGCAUCCUGUAUCUCACUAAGAGACUCCAAGGACAACUGCAAGGGGGAAGCAGAGAGAUAACAAAAGCUGCUCAGAGUCUUAAUGAACUUGAUUACCUUUCUCAAGGAAUUGAUCUUUCUGGAAUAGAAGUAAUAGAAAAUGAUCUACUUUUUAUUGCAAGAGCUCGGCUUGAAGUGGAAAAUCAAGCUAAGCGCCUACUGGAACAGGGUGUGGAGACACAGAAUCCAACUCAAGUUGGAACAGCGCUUCAGGUUUUCCAUAAUCUUGGAACUUUGAAGGAAACUAUUACCAGCGUUGUGGAUGGAUAUUGUGCUGCUUUAGAAGAACAUAUCAACAGUGCAUUAGACAUCAAAGUUCUGACUCAGCCUUCGCAGUCAGCUGUGAGAGGGGGACCGGGACGCUCAACUAUGCCAACCCCAGGAAACACUGCAGCUUUUCGUGCUUCUCUCUGGACUAAUAUGGAGAAACUUGUGGAUCAUAUUUGUACUGUUUGUGGGCAGGUACAACAUCUACAAAAAAUAUUAGCCAAGAAGAGAGAUCCUGUUUCUCAUAUUUGGUUCAUUGAAGAAGUAGUUAAGGAUGGACAAUCUGAAAUUUUGUACACUUUUUGGAAUUCAGUUACUCAAGCACUUUCUUCUCAGUUUCGCGUGGCAACAGAUUCGUCUAUGUUUUUGAAACAGGCAUUUGAAGGAGAAUACCCUAAAUUGUUACGUCUUUAUAAUGACUUAUGGAAGCGUCUCCAACAAUACAGCCAAAAUAUUCAAGGAAAGUUUAAUGCAGGUGGAACUGCAGACGUCUGCGUUGACCUACAACACAUUGGAGAUGAUGCACAAGACAUAUUCAUAGCAAAGAAGCCAAAUUAUGACCCCGAAAAGGCUUUGAAAGACUCACUGCAACCCUAUGAAGCUGCUUAUUUAUCAAAAUCUUUAUCUCGACUCUUUGAUCCUAUCAACUUGGUUUUUCCCCCUGGUGGCCGCAAUCCUCCUUCUGCAGAUGAACUUGAAGGUAUCAUUAAAACUAUAGCAAGUGAACUAAAUGUAGCUGCUGUAGACGCAGACCUCACAAUAGCUGUGUCUAAAAACGUGGCAAAGACCAUCCAGUUAUACGGUGUAAAAUCGGAGCAGCUUCUGUCCACACAAGGAGAUGCAAGUCAGGUGAUUGGGCCUCUUACAGAAGGGCAGAGAAGAAAUGUGGCAGUAGUGAAUUCACUGUAUAAGUUACACCAAUCAGUAACAAAGGUGGUUUCCAGUCAGAGCUCAUUUCCACCAGCAGCCGAACAAACUAUAAUCUCAGCCCUAAAGACGAUCCAUGUUCUUAUGGGAAGUGCUGUGCACCCCUUACUGACUUCCGUGGGAGAUGCUAUAGAGGCCAUAAUCAUCACCAUGCAUCAGGAAGAUUUUUCUGGGUCAUUAUCCAGCUCAGGAAAGCCUGAUGUUCCUUGUUCUCUGUACAUGAAGGAGCUUCAAGGUUUCAUUGCUAGAGUUAUGAGUGACUACUUUAACCACUUUGAAUGCUUGGAUUUUGUCUUUGACAACACGGAAGCUAUUGCACAAAGAGCAAUUGAACUUUUUAUUCGCAAUGCCAGUCUCAUAAGACUUCUUGGCGAAGGUGGGAAGGUACGACUUGCGGCUGAUUUUGCUCAGAUGGAGUUGGCUGUGAGUCCAUUCUGCAGAAGAGUAUCUGAUUUAGGAAAGUCCUAUCGGAUGCUGAGGUCAUUCAGACCCCUGAUCUUCCAGAAGAAUGAACAUGUGGCCACUAGUCCUGCAUUGGGGGAUGUUAUUCCAUUCAGCAUCAUUAUUCAGUUUUUGUUCACCAGAGCACCCCCUGAGCUGAAAUCCCCUUUUCAGAGGGCAGAAUGGUCCCAUGCACGCUUCUCCCAGUGGCUGGAUGACCAUCCAUCUGAAAAGGACAGGCUCCUCCUUAUCAGGGGAGCUUUGGAAGCCUACGUUCAGUCAGUAAGAAGUAGAGAAGGCAAAGAAUUUGCACCAGUUUAUCCCAUAAUGGUUCAGCUGCUUCAAAAAGCUAUGUCUGCUCUUCAUGAAUAACUUGAAGUAUUUCUUACUCUUCGUCGUGUGCUGACCCGAUUCAAGGUUGGCAGCUAACCUAAGUAACAUGUUCUAGAGAACAGCUCCCAUCCACUGUUUUAAGAAUGUAAUUGACCUCUCCAUAUUUCCUAUUGAUCUUCUGCCUUACCUCGUUAGCCCUUCUACCUUAAGUAGCAUAAAAUGUCAAAAUAGGUUUGUCAUCACCAACCUUCGAACUCCAUGGGCUUGAUUUUUCCAGAAAGACAUCCAACUCUUUUUUCCACCCCCCUCCUUCCAGGCUUUUUCUAUGAGACCAGCUGAAAUUUCUUUCCCAUUACAUAAGACUCCCCCUGCAUGUGUACACACAUCCUAAGUCCCCACUGCUUUUUAAGGGCUCUGAUCAAGUUACAUAAGUACCCUGCCACUCCCCACUUACCUUCGUCCUCACUAGAUCAAUGUGUGGCCCUAGAAUCACGGUGGAAGCUUUAGAAAAUCCUGAUGCCCGAUUUGUACCCCAGAUGGAACACAUCUGAGGGUAGGAGCCAGGCAUGAGUAUUUUUUAAAAACAUGCCCAGUGGUUUCCAACAUGCAACGAAGUCUGGGAACCACAGGCAUACCCCAAAGCGAAGACGUAGGGUUAACUGUUGUUUAGGUAUGUUCUAGUGUAUCUUUAAUAAAGACAGAGCCAUGCUGUCUUUAUACUCCGUGUGUUAUUUUAUUAAAAGACUGUGGGGCCUGUUUCACUUUGUAAGAUGUUGAGUUAAAAAUAAUCUUUAGUCUACAAAGAUUCUUACAAAUAGGUCAUGUAGGUCCUUGUUUUUCUAUUGUCCUUGCUCUAUUACUAACAUUUUGUUUUUAAUGCUUAAAAACCCCAUCAGCAACUUCUGAAUAGAUCUUCCAUGCCCUGAACCUGUUAUUGUGACCACUCAAAUUCAGUCAAGUUCAAUCAGCAGAAGUCAGAGAUAAACAAUUUUUUUCCAUUUUAUUUGAAAUAAUAUACAAGAAUAUAGUGUGCAAAAUUUAGGGGCAACAUCAUGAAGAAGUGUAAUGAACUGAAAUCGAUUUUACAGCUGUGAUUCCUAACCAGAAACACCACUUGGUAAGUAACGUGAAAAGCCAUGAUUGUAGCUCAGAGCAAAAGCAGCGUCUCGCCCAGGGACUUGCUCUCACCUCAGACAGCUGGAGGAAAAGUAAAGUGCACGUGUUGCACUGCAGUAAGUGCAAAGUCUGCCCCCACCAUAAAGAUACGAUGACAAAGAAGAUAUUUAAGAUACGUGGCUGAGGAGAUACAGAACACAAAGUUAAAAAA